AAUCAAACAGAACGGCGAGGCCACUCUCUUCAUCUCCAUCGACGCAGAGAGAUUUAGCCCUAUAUGCAUACCUUUUAGAGGUUCUUUGUUAGCAUGGGUUUCUGCACCGUUUGAGAUACCGUCGCCGAGGAAUACAACCUCACCCUCCCAUGGCGAAACACUAAACCACUGUUUUCAAGUCCGAAUUAUGUAUUCCAACAUGAUCUGUGUGAGCAGGUACUUCGAGUGCAAGACGUUGCGGCGAUGGAAAAAGAACAGAUCAAGGAACCGGCUUCAUUUGCAGCUCCGGGAGCUUCCGCUGCACCGUCCGCGCCUAGGGGUUCACAUUUGGAGUUGCCCCCAGCCAUGCUAUUGGGUCGGAACACAAGAGGGAUUCCAAGGAACCUGAACACGCAAUCACAACCACGUCUUUGGCUGAACGCAUCUCUCAAAUUGAAGCUGACAUUGCCGACGUUAGAUUCGUUAUCCGAAACCAGAAGCUUCUAAAUGAGGAGUAUGUGGAACUGGUGAAAGAAAUGAUAAAUCAGCAAGCUUUAUCACCCCACAUUGGUAGUAACUCUCCAAAAGCGAGGAAGACCACCAUGACCGAAGGGACCAUUGGAAAAAGCGGAGGAACAUUAAGGACGUACAAGCGAGAGAAAAAUCCUACUCCCACAACAACUGGAACCGACCCUGACUAUCUCCCAAUUCCGACGCCGCCAUCUAGUCCAGAAGGUAGCACCUUCCGCUUGAAGCGCAGAAACAAACAGCGGCGUUCUGGAUCGACCCCUGCCCCAAAAGGAGAAACCCCAAAGGGAAAGAGAAAACUAUUUAACUCGGGGAGCAUUUCUGGGGUGGGCCAGAGCAAGGGAGAAAAGACUCACAUCACUAGCAGCUCCAUCCCAGCAGUCCAAUAUGCUGAGCAACAAAACUUUCUGCAGAUUCGCCAUGUCGAUAGGAGCCAGUGGGGGAAGGAGAUUGGGAAAAAUAUUCCCCGUGGUAUGCCAUUAACUUUUUUCCCCACCAAGGACAUGAAGAUUGUAGGCCUUGAUCUAUGCGCUGCGGCGUACAUAUUCAACACGAAACUUGACCAAGACGAGCUACUUGUUCGGAGCCCGCACUGCGCUAUUACCAGGGGUGCUCUCAGAACUCUGGAGCCAAGGAAGCCCGUGGUCGACGACGUGCUGAUUCUACUUGCCUGCAUGCUGGCCGGGAACUCCACCAGGAUUCAUUGGUUCUUGCCGACAACCUUCUCACAAAUUGCCACUGGAAGGGGACCAGUUCCUUAUACGACACUGAAGGCCAUUAGGGAGGAUUUUAUGGGCAAAGCCAACAGGGUCUGCAAGCUUGUGUACCUGGACUCCCUUCCCUCAGAAGAUGAUAGACCCAAGCGGCUUCGGCAACUUAAAAAAGUGGCUAUCUUUCUGGAGGAGCUGCUGGACAGUGAUGAUUGGUAUGAUGAACCGACAAAUCCUAGGAUUAUGUGCAGUGACUACGAGAUAAAGGAGCCUAAGGUCACCAGGCAGGACCCCGGAAGCAAUGAUUGCGGCCUAUACGUUGCGCAAUGGAUGAUAAUGUACCACCUGUGGAACUCGUACGAGGCUGAGAAAAUUACAGACUACAGUCAUAUGAGGCUUGCUGUUGACAUGGUGCUAAAGUACCAUAAUGACAAGCGCAUGGAGGUCAUCCAAGCUGCGUUGGAAUACUGGAGGAACUUAACCAACGGUUCCCCAGUAGCUAACUGAUUCACAAGUUCACCUAAGUUUCUUUUGACAUAUGCUUGUUUGAAUGAUAAAUUGGCGAGAGACCACAGCCUUUUGUAUAAUAUUAUGUAAUCCAGCAACUUAUUGGAUUGUGCAAUAUUUCCUGGGAGUAGGUUUGGCAACCUUCUGUGGCUAUUCUCAUGCAACUCCUUGUGUAACCCAUGACACGUUUGACCUACACAGGUACGGUGUCAGGAGUUACAGAUGAGGUACGACUGGAUAAGCACCUUUCAGGAACGCGCACAAAUCAUGCAGUCUCCAAAGAGUGUGCUUCAAAUACACUCGACUUUUGUAAAACAAACUAUAGUUGUCGAUGCUUUUUCAUAGACAUCAACUGUGUCUUUCGGACCUCUCUAAUUUCAUCAAGCAUAAUUUAGUAAACCAUCAUGUACUGGCUUUCAUAUCCA
Messenger RNA from Arachis stenosperma, 2149 nucleotides. RefSeq lists its product as uncharacterized. NCBI's taxonomy places the organism in Eukaryota, Viridiplantae, Streptophyta, Magnoliopsida, Fabales, Fabaceae. The record is from RefSeq and is a predicted model, not a curated record. The transcript has 11 exons. The coding region runs from base 516 to 1724 and encodes 402 amino acids.